AAAGAAAGAAAAAUGGCCGUCAAGAUCUCGACCAUAUCAACAUUGAUCGUCUUUCUUGCUCUGCUUAGCUUAGGCCAUUUUAGUCAUGGCGAACUUCGACUCGGAUUCUACAAUGAAACUUGCCCAAACGUGGAGCAGAUCGUUUUUGGAGUUGUUGAAAAGGCAUUCAGCACGAACUCAAGGCUUGCACCCCUGAUGAUCCGCCUUUAUUUUCACGAUUGUUUUAGCAACGGAUGUGAUGCGUCGCUUCUUCUAGAUGGUACUACCAGCGAGAAAAAGGCGGGGCCAAAUCUAAGUGUAGAUGGGUGUGCUCUGAUAGAUACCGUGAAAGAUGCGCUCGAAGGAAACUGUACCGGGGUGGUUUCUUGUGCUGACACCAUAGCUCUUGUUACUAGAGAUCUUGUGAAUCUUGCAAGCGGAGGAAAAGCAAGAUAUGAGAUACCAACGGGACGAUUUGAUGGUAGAGAGUCUCUGGCUUCAACAGUAGAUUUGCCUGGUCCUCAAAUGAGUGUCUCGGACACCUUUAAGAUGUUUGAAAAAAGAAAACUUAGCCUUACCGAUAUGGUUCUACUUCUUGGUGGACAUACAAUUGGAGUAACGCAUUGUUCAUUCAUUAUGGACCGGCUAUACAAUUUUAAGAAUUCACAAAAACCUGAUCCAGCUAUGGAUCCCAAUUUGGUCAAAGAAUUACGACUUAAAUGUCCUAAAAAAUCAGGACAAAAUGGAGCCAUCAAUCUGGAUCAAAAUGUUCCGAGUUCGGAUAUUGUCGAUGCAUCUUACUACAAGCAGAUAGAAUCUCGCCGAGGAAUACUUCAAAUCGAUGACCAACUCGCCACCGAUGAAAUGACGAAACAGAUAGUGAAGGAUUUAGCCGUCAGUAACGAUUUCUUGGUUAGGUUUGGUCAGGCGAUGGUGAAAUUGGGAUCAUUUGGAGUUAAAGACAAGGACACUGGUGAGAUCAGAACAUCGUGUCGUUCCUGCAAGAAUCUGUUUUGCACGGCAUAA
This is a messenger RNA of Raphanus sativus (radish), 1005 nucleotides long. RefSeq names its product peroxidase 60. Lineage: Eukaryota; Viridiplantae; Streptophyta; Magnoliopsida; Brassicales; Brassicaceae. Bases 13 to 1005 code for a protein of 330 amino acids. The transcript has 4 exons. Gene Ontology annotation, biological process: response to oxidative stress; hydrogen peroxide catabolic process. Gene Ontology annotation, cellular component: plant-type cell wall; plasmodesma. Gene Ontology annotation, molecular function: peroxidase activity; heme binding. The record is from RefSeq and is a predicted model, not a curated record.